GACCGGCAGCAUCCCAGCCACAUCCCUGCCACACGCAGCCGGGGGAAGAUGGUCGCAGUGCAGACGUCCCCCAGUUCCUCCCAGUCGGCGGAGUGGAUCUGCUGUCUGGAUAAAAGGCCAUCGGAGCGCUCGGGGGAGGAUGUGGACAUAAUUUUGACAAGACUCAGAGAGGUCAAAGCCUUCCAGAGGUUUCCACCUCCACUCUUACUACAGAUCUGUGCCUGUGCCUUCUAUGAAUGCCUGGAGAAAGGCAUCACAUCACUGUCUGCAGUGUUUCGACAGGGGGACAUAGGAACCAGUUGGUAUGCUGUUCUGUCCGGCUCCUUGGAUGUCAAAGUGUCAGAAACCGCCAACCACCAGGAUGCAGUCACUAUCUGCACACUGGGCAUCGGGACGGCCUUCGGGGAGUCUAUCCUGGACAACACGCCUCGUCACGCUACAAUUGUCAGCAGAGAGACCAGCGAGCUUCUCCGGAUUGAACAGAGGGAGUUUAAGAGCCUCUGGGAGAAAUAUCGUCAGAGCCUGGCCGGACUGUUGGCCCCACCUUAUGGAGCCAUGGAGAGCGGAUCCAACAAUGACAGACUCACAGACAAAGACAACAUGAAUUCAGACUCUGCAAACAAAGCCCACAACAAGAUCCCCUCAGAGAAACUGCAGAGAGCUGGGAAGACUCUCCGCAAUUCCAUCCUGUCGAGAGCCCCCCACAUGAUUCGAGACAGGAAGUAUCACCUCAAAACCUACAGACAAUGCUGUGUUGGUACGGAGCUGGUGGACUGGUUGGUGCUGCAGAGUGCCUGUGUGCUCACACGGUCCCAUGCUGUUGGGAUGUGGCAGGCACUACUUGAGGAGGGGGUUCUUAAUCAUGUGGACCAGGAGCUGGGCUUCCAGGACAAGUACCUGUUUUACCGUUUUCUUGAUGAUGAGGAGGAAGAUGCACCAUUACCUAGUGAGGAAGAGAAGAGAGAGAGUGAGGAGGAACUGCCAGAGACCAUCCUCUUUCUUGCUCAGAUAGGACCUGAUGCCCUGCUGCGGAUGAUCCUCAGGAAGUCGCCUGGCCAGAGGACCGGUGAUGACCUGGAGAUCAUUUAUGAUGAGCUGCUCCACAUCAAGGCCUUAGCUCACCUCUCCAACACUGUGAAGCGGGAAUUGGCAAGUGUUGUGAUCUUUGAAUCGCAUGCAAAAGCUGGCACUGUGUUGUUUAACCAAGGCGAGGAGGGCACUUCAUGGUACAUCAUCUUAAAGGGCUCUGUCAACGUGGUUAUCUACGGCAAGGGUGUGGUAUGCACACUUCACGAGGGCGAUGACUUUGGGAAGUUGGCGCUGGUUACGGAUUCACCUCGUGCUGCCUCCAUCGUUCUAAGAGAGGACAACUGCCACUUCCUUCGUGUGGAUAAGGAGGACUUCAAUAGGAUACUCAGGGACGUGGAAGCAAAUACAGUCCGUUUGAAAGAGCAUGAGCAAACUGUGCUUGUUUUAGAAAAGAGUCCCCGACCAUCCCAACUGGGAAGCAUCAAAUACACUGUGAUAUCAGGAACACCAGAGAAGAUCCUCGAUCACUUCCUGGAAACCAUGAGACUGGACAUACAUCACAACGAAUCAGACCCGGCAGUGGACGAUUUUGUUCUCAUGCACUGUGUCUUCAUGUCCAACACCCAGCUGUGCCCUCUACUCAUGGCCCACUACCAUGCAGCAUCUCCACCGGGGUCUGAACAGGAGAGGUUGGAGUACGCCCUCACCUGUAAGAGGAGGGCUCUCAUUCUGGCGCUGCGCUGGGCAAACAGACACACGUACCUGCUCCAGGAGGAACCUGCUGCAAUCUCUUUCCUGGAGGAGUUAUUUGGAAGUGUAACAAAUGAUUCUCGGAUGCUGAGGGGUCUCAAAGACUUGAUUCCUGACCUGGAGAAAGUGGUGAAAUUACAUUCUGAAGAGGCCAAAUUGUCAAAAAAGAAGACCCUGAUACGACAGUUCAGCAAUGGAGAAGAGAGGCUGCAGAAGAAACAGCCUAUUAGGAAUCAGGACGACAUCCUCUUGAAGGUGUACUGCAGCGAUCACACCUACACCACAAUUAGGAUUGCUGUAGCAGCGACUGGGAGAGAGGUGAUUAGUGCAGUGAUGGAAAAACUGGCUAUGACUGACGAACUCCUGCUGGUGCACCUCAUGUCUACUGGCGAGAAAAAAAUCCUGAAGCCCAAUGACGUAUCAGUAUUUUCUACUUUGAGCAUUAACGGGAGAUUAUUUGCCUGCCCCCGAGAGCAGCUCAACAGUCUGACUCCUCUUCCAGACCAAGAGGGCCCGUCUGCAGGGUCCAUGUCAACCUUUGAGCUGAUGAGCUCCAAGGACUUGGCUUAUCAAAUGACAAUGUUUGACUGGGAGCUCUUCAGCUGUGUACAUGAGCAUGAGCUGCUUUAUCACACAUUCGGCCACCAGAGCUUUAGAAGAACCACGGCUAAUCUGGACUUGUUCCUGAGGCGGUUUAACCAGGUUCAGCUGUGGGUGGUCACUGAAGUCUGCCUCUGCACCCAGCUCAGCAAAAGAGUGCAGCUCCUCAAGAAGUUCAUCAAGAUAGCUGCACACUGUCGAGAGUUCAAGAAUCUUAAUUCAUUUUUUGCCAUCAUUAUGGGGAUGAGCAACCCUGCUGUGAGCAGACUGAGCCAAACGUGGGAGAAACUCCCAACCAAGUUUAAGAAGUUCUAUGCUGAGUUUGAGAACAUGAUGGACCCAUCAAGAAACCACCGGUCCUAUCGAAUUACUGUUACCAAACUGGAACCACCAAUCAUUCCCUUCAUGCCUCUCCUUCUCAAAGAUAUGACAUUUACACACGAGGGCAACAAGACACUUAUUGACAACAUGGUCAAUUUUGAGAAAAUGCGUAUUAUAGCAAACACCAUUCGGCAAGUGAGACACUGUCGAAGCCAGCCUUUCAAUCCCGACAUCUGUCAGCCAAACAAGAAUCAGGCGGAGGUACGGGGCUACGUUAGGAAGCUCUGCGUGGUUGACAACCAGAGGGCGCUGACGCAGCUCUCCUACAGGCUGGAGUCGCGGCGGACAUGAGCUCCAAGAUUUCCACCACCAUCGCCUUCUCUGAUGUUAUCAUGAACCCCCUUCCCCCCACACACACACAUAUUACCCAGUUAAAAAGGCACAUCUGGACUUUUUGUAGCAAAUGACAGCAGUCAGGACUUUAGCACUAUUAUGGGCUAUCAAAGAUCAAGGACUUAUACUGUGCCGCUACAAACCUCUGCCUCCUCAACAAAUGGAAAGCUGUCAAUUUCCUCUUUUGUUGCUGCGUCUCAGCUCCAAGGCUGGGGGUCUUAUUGUUCCGGUUAUUACUGUUUGGGACCUCUUUUGACAGAACUGCAAUGUAUAGAACUUGAAUCAAUAUCCUGCAUGACUGAACUCAAUGGGUUUAAUGUUCUGUACAAUGUAUUUCUAUCUGAGAGUCCUGUACUGUCGAGUCCUGUACGCCAAACGAGUCCUUAUUUAUAAUAAACAAAUAUACUUUCCUGUUAAGCGACUUUCCUCUCCUGCCAGUCCGACUCAUAAAUACACAAGGAAUGCUGAAGUGACUGAAACUCAUUCUCCAUGUCGCAUAUACCGAAAUCUCAGAGAACGUAUUUACUUCAUGAUAUGAAAUUGUCUAAUCAAAGUGGAAAUUUUUAGCAUUUGACGUCAUUAUGAAUAUAUCGGUGUCCUUGAACUAUUCAGACACUUUAAAAUGACUUAACAGAGUACUAGUUCAGUUGAUGCCCGAAUGGUAUUACAAAUUGGUUACUGUAGUAUUACUUAUUUUUCUCCUCAGAGUGCAACUAGGAAUGUGAAUCCUUCUAGAUGAUGAAGUUGUGUGAUUGGAUCUUUCCUGAGGUACGCUGUGCAUCCAAACCGCACUUCUUCGUCUGGGACAGAUUUUUUGGUUUAGAUUCUAAAGAUAUCUUAAUCUUCUGAGAGGAAGUCUUGUCAUGUAUACCAGAUGUGGUCGGUCCAUGUGAUUUUAUUUUUGUGAGUGUAGAUUUUGAGUGUUUGUCAUUAAAUUUUACUUUGAUCUCAGGAGCUUUUGCUGUGAUAGUGUGACGAGAACUGCCGUGAGGCUGGCUUUCCUCAAAGCCGCCUGUAACUGUAUUGUUUGUGUAGUCUGCUUUGUAAAUAAA
Molecule: messenger RNA, 4145 nt
Organism: Cololabis saira (Pacific saury)
Lineage: Eukaryota; Metazoa; Chordata; Actinopteri; Beloniformes; Belonidae
Product: rap guanine nucleotide exchange factor 4-like
Exons: 30
Coding region: 49-3051 (1000 amino acids)
Biological process (GO): Ras protein signal transduction; positive regulation of GTPase activity
Cellular component (GO): plasma membrane
Molecular function (GO): guanyl-nucleotide exchange factor activity
Source: RefSeq, a predicted model, not a curated record